CCGGCGGGUGGCAGCCCGAGGCAGCGGGGCGCGCACGCGGGAGCGUGGCGGCCCGUGUGCAAGCUGACCGCAGCUCCCAGACCCACCCGGAUCUCAGCCCGACGGCACCAUGGGCAAGAAGAGCAAAGUGGGGAAGAGCCGGCGGGACAAGUUCUACCACCUGGCCAAGGAGACAGGCUUUCGUUCCCGCUCCUCCUUCAAACUUCUCCAGCUCAAUAGGAAGUUCCAGUUUUUGCAGAAGGCCCGGGCGCUGCUGGACCUAUGUGCAGCCCCUGGUGGGUGGUUACAGGUGGCUUCCAAAUUCAUGCCUGUUUCCAGCUUGAUCAUUGGAGUGGAUUUGGUCCCCAUCAAACCCAUUCCCAAUGUGGUGACGCUGCAGGAGGACAUCACUACUGAGAAGUGUCGCCAGGCCCUGCGCAAAGAGCUGCAGACGUGGAAGGUGGAUGUGGUGCUGAACGAUGGGGCUCCUAACGUGGGAGCCAGCUGGGUGCACGAUGCUUACUCCCAAGCCAACCUGACUCUCAUGGCCCUAAAGCUGGCCUGCGAAUUCCUCUGCAAAGGCGGCUGGUUCAUCACCAAGGUUUUUCGCUCUCGAGACUACCAGCCUCUCCUGUGGAUCUUCCAGCAGUUCUUCCGCAAGGUCCAGGCCACCAAGCCCCAAGCCUCCCGCAACGAGUCCGCUGAAAUCUUUGUGGUGUGCCAGGGUUAUCAGGCUCCAGAUAAAAUUGACAGCAAAUUCUUUGACCCAAAAUAUGCCUUCAAGGAGGUAGAGGUUCAGACCAAAUCCGUGAGUGAGCUGAUCAGCAAGAAGAAGCCAAAGGCAGAGGGCUACGCAGAUGGUGACACGACCCUGUACCGCCGCUUCACCCUGAUGGACUUCCUCAAGGCUCCCAACCCUGUGGACUUCCUCUCCAAGGCCAAUGAGAUCACACUAGGGGAUGGUGAGCUUGAGAAUCACAGUGCCACCACAGAGGAGCUGCGUCAAUGCUGCAAAGACAUCCGCGUGCUGGGGCGCAAGGAGCUCAGAGCCCUGCUGAACUGGAGGACAAAACUGCGACGUUUCCUGGCUAAAAAACUGAAAGAGCAGGCAAAGGAGCUGGAUAUCAGCCUGAGCUCUGGCGAAGAGGAGGAAGGCCAGGAGGAGGAAAAGAAGAUGUCACCAAAAGCCACAGCUGAUGAGAUGGCAAAAGAAGAAGAGGAAGUAGAGCUGGCAUUGGCAGAGAUGAAGGCCAAGGAACUGGCAGAGUUAAAGAGGAAGAAGAAGAAGAUCCUGAAGGAGCAACGGAAGCAGCGUGAGCGUGUGGAGUUGAAGAUGGACCUCCCCGGUGUCUCCAUUGCUGAUGAGGGUGACACUAGCAUGUUCUCCCUCCAGACUAUCCACAAGACCCAGCUGCUGAAUGAGAUGGCCCGGGGGGACAUGGCAUCAGCAGACGCCCUCCUGGAGAUGGGGCCUGGGGACGAUGACAUUUGUCUCUCAGAUCGGGACGAAGCAGAUGAUGUGUCCCUGGCCAGCGAUCUGGACCCAGAGGAGCUGGUUGAGAUAGAGGCACGUCAGCGCCAGCUGGAGCGGGAAAGGCGAGAGCAGGGUACAAAGAGGGUGACCUUUGAGGAGGAAGAGGACGCAGAGGAGGAAGAGGAAAAUCCCCUUCUGGUGCCCCUGGAGGAGAAGUCAGUGCUGGAGGAACGGCAGACUAGUUUAUGGUUUGGGAAGGAUGCCUUCGCUGGCAUCGAGGAUGAUGCAGACGAGGACCUGGAACUGGGACAGUCACAGAUGCUGGCUCAGAGACAGCGGGAGUCUCGGACAGACAAGGAGAAAGGAAAAGGGCAGAAAAAGGUUCCUCAGGAGGAAGCCGUGACCAAGCCUAAGACUGUAGUGGACACAAGACCAGAUGGUGGUGAAGCACAGGAUGAGGAGAGCAGUGACGAUGACAGCAGCAGCGAUGAGGAGAGGCUGCCAACAUCAGUGGGGAAGAAGCGAGCCCGAGAUGAGUCGAGUGGCUUCGAAGUGGUGCCCAUUGAGGACCCAGUGAAGAAAGCCCGUGUCCUGGACGCAGAGGGCCUGGCACUUGGUUCGGUCAUCGCCACCUCUAAAAAGGCCAGACGGGAUCUGAUUGAUGACUCCUUCAACAGAUACUCUUUCAAUGAGGAUGAGGGGGAACUGCCUGAGUGGUUCACAGAGGAGGAGAAGCAGCAUCGACACAAGCAGAUACCCCUAGACCGGCAGACAGUGGAGGAGUAUCGGCAGCGCUGGCGCGAAAUCAAUGCGCGGCCCAUCAAGAAGGUGGCGGAGGCCAAGGCCCGCAAGAAGCGGCGGAUGCUGAAGAAGAUGGAGCAGAUGAAGAAGAAAGCAGAGGCCGUGGUGAGCACGGUGGAUAUCUCAGAGCGGGAGAAAGUGGCCCAGCUGCGGCGCAUCUACAAGAAGGCUGGACUGGGCAAGGAGAAACGACAGGUCACCUACUUGGUGGCCAAGAAGGGUGUAGGACCCCGCGUGCGCCGUCCCCCUGGGGUCAAGGGCCAGUUCAAGGUGGUUGACAGCCGCCUGAAGAAGGAUGUGAGGGCUCAGAAACGAAAAGAACAGAAGAAAAAGCGCCGUAAGUGAUGUGGAACAGACUCUGUCCCAGGCAAGGGACUUAGCUAGAGGGUUCUGGGCAGGGCCGGCUCCUGCCCUCCCUCCACUGGACACUGAUCCAACUGUGACCCUAGGAGCAGCCUGCCAUUCUCUCUGGAGAUGGAGCAGUGAGUUAGCAAUGUGCUCCUGUUCCUCAGUGCCUUGAUUUGACGUUGCCUCCUGCCCUCAGUAGUACCAGCACACAGGCAGGGUUAACUUGACCUUAGUUCUGUGGCAUUGACCCUGCCCCCCUUCAAAUGCUCGCUGGAUGGCAGCAUCUCCUGGUCCCUGUGGUCAUGCUGGCUCCCCAGCUUGGCCACGUUGCUGGGAGAAUCUUAGGCUGCAGAGAUAGAGGGAGCACCCAUGCCAGCCCUUGCUGUCCCGGGAGGAGUCAUGGCUCUGAGCAAAUCGCUCCUGGGGCCAUAUUUAUCACUCAAAUCCUGGUGAAAGGCCGGUCCCCAGAGCCAUUCUGCACACUCAGGACUGUGUGGGGCUAUUGAUGCUGAGCUCUGAGGCAGACAGGUAUCAGUCCCAACAAUCUGCUCGGCACAGAACUGCUCCUUGUUUGCAACAGAAUUAAACCCUGGUCUGAGGAUGCCCCA
This is a messenger RNA of Rhea pennata, 3210 nucleotides long. It is a transcript of the gene FTSJ3, whose product is annotated as FtsJ RNA 2'-O-methyltransferase 3. Bases 110 to 2599 code for a protein of 829 amino acids. The record is from RefSeq and is a predicted model, not a curated record. The transcript has 22 exons. NCBI's taxonomy places the organism in Eukaryota, Metazoa, Chordata, Aves, Rheiformes, Rheidae. Gene Ontology annotation, biological process: maturation of LSU-rRNA from tricistronic rRNA transcript (SSU-rRNA, 5.8S rRNA, LSU-rRNA); rRNA methylation; maturation of 5.8S rRNA from tricistronic rRNA transcript (SSU-rRNA, 5.8S rRNA, LSU-rRNA). Gene Ontology annotation, molecular function: rRNA (guanine) methyltransferase activity; rRNA (uridine-2'-O-ribose)-methyltransferase activity. Gene Ontology annotation, cellular component: nucleus; preribosome, large subunit precursor; nucleolus.